This is a messenger RNA of Oryzias latipes (Japanese medaka), 2465 nucleotides long. NCBI's taxonomy places the organism in Eukaryota, Metazoa, Chordata, Actinopteri, Beloniformes, Adrianichthyidae. The record is from RefSeq and is a predicted model, not a curated record.
GCAUUGCUGUUAAUCCAUUUUAAUUAUUAAAUUGGAUAUUUCGAAUUGAAUUUUUGGACAAAUUUACUAGAGAAAUUUUUGAAAAUGAAAUGUCAUAUAACAUUUUCUUAAUCAUUUUAAUUAAGUGACAGAAUGGGCAGUGUUGAAGAGGAAAAAGAAAAUGCCGUUUUGCAGAUUAAUUUUUCAUUUUUAUUUUUAAGUCAACAAAAACUGCUUUAUUGUGAAAUUGAAAAGCAUUUCGGGUAUAGACUAUUUUUUUUAAAUAUGAGACAGAUAUGCUUCCAUGGAUGUCUGCACAGACAGCAUGUUGUAUAAAUGUGAUGUUUCGGUUUUGUGUGUUGAAAGUCAAAGUUUGUGUCUCUUCUAUAGUUCACUAACAGCUCAGCUCCUCUCAAUCUCUCUGCCUGCUCUUUCAUUUGUUCGUUCUCUUCUCUCAGCUCAAAUCAAACUGUUUUGUAUGUAAGUUGAGAAGAGCAACAACACAACUACCUGCUUCUGCAGUUAUGAGCUUCUGUGGGUCUUUGGAGAUUGUCUGCAAGUUGCUUCAGGGUUGAGAAAUGCCAUGUGAAAACUUAAACAUUUCGAACUUGUCAGGGAGCAAUGUCAGCACCAAGAUCUAGAGUUUCAGGGUUUUAAAAUGCUUUUCUUCUAGUUUUCCUGUAAACAAACAGAACUUUUAAAAUGUUAUUUUCUUUUUCUUUUUCAGAAAUGUUUGAUUAAAUCGAUCAAGUUACAGAAGAAACAAACAUCUGUGAGAAGGCCCUUCACAUUACCAACCUUGCGGGUUUUAAUGAAUGAGAGAAUAUCACAAAUUCAUAUCCUCACCUGGGAGAGGAGCUUUAACCAAAGCAGGUAGUGGCUGAGUUGCAGCACGAAGAACUCAAGUGAGGAGAUUUCCUUUUGCUAAGAGUUUAGAAAAAGCUUUGGGAAGAAUGCACACCGUCAAGAGGCCUUUCUCCUGCUACGUCUGUGAGAAGAGCUUCAGAACUUCAGUACUGGUGUUCCAUAGAUGAGCAUUGGUUUGAACUGUACAAAGUGUGGAGGAAACAUGUUUUUUAUGGACAUGAGCCCAGCAGAACAAGGUGAUCGCAUAAAAACAGCAACGUAUACUUCUUAGGAGUCAAAGAAGUCCAGUUUGACCUGAUGAAGGUUGCCAUCACCGGUAAAUCUGAUAUGAAGAUGAAUAAUGCCAAUGAUGACGGUGACUCUAAAUCCAUGCUAGCCUGCAAGCAGCCCAUGCAGGUACAGCACUACAACAUGGUGACAACUGUCUGCGGGGCGGCCUGUUGCAAAGAGGCACAUGCAUUUCAGCCUCACAUCAGGUGCACCUGCACCCCUUCUACUGAAAUAUCGGUCAAAGUGAAAUGUCCCAAACUAGAUGGAGACAUCUACACCAAAGAACUACAUUGUCUUUACUGCAACAGGCACCACUCCAUUUUUGAAGAAGCAUUUGCUGCUUGCUGUCACCCUCAGCCCAUUCCGACCCCGUCUCAACUGUCUCCCCAAAUGGCAAAAAAUGAUCCUUGCCUCAAAGUUCAGCGUGCAUUGACGCCCCCUCCAACAGCCACUCAUCUCACCCCCCCUCGCCUUAUCUCUUCCGUCAGUGAGACAGACCUGAAUUGUAAAUUUCAAAUGCAUUGCUGUAAUUCCAAGUGCAAUUGGCUCAGAUCUCUCUCACCCUGUCAAGAAACACAACCCCCCAAACAGCUUAAGUGGCAGGAGGGCUGUAAUCAAAGCCUUGUCAAAGUUACCAAACAUGAUGUGGGCACCAUGACAAUCCAAAGGGUUCUGAAGAAUGCUGGUGUACAGACACGUCAGACGAGUUCUCAUGGAUUCCCUCAGCUCUCUGUAGCUAAUGAAAGGAAAAACAAGUUUUUCAAUAGUCUGAAUUCCAACAAAGAUGAAAGAGUUGGCAAUGCUAAGUCUCCUGUAAAGGAUGUGAAGUGGGAUGCAGAAGGGAUGACAUGGGAGGUGUAUGGUGCCUCUGUAGAUCCCGAAGAGUUGGGGUUGGCCAUCCAAAGACAUUUAGAACUACAAAUCAAAGAGACAGCUAGCCGUGUGACAAAGCUCAUGCGCCAAAACACCAACACAUCCCAGCAGAGCAUGAAUGUUAGCUCUAACAGGAAGAACAGCAGGAUGACAGCCCCCUUUCGAAGAAUGACUUGUUGCAGCUACAGCACAGCAGUUAAUGACUAAGUUGCUAGGAGGGUUUGACAAGGUCUCACAACCAGAAUGAUCAUGCAACUUUUGCCUUAAAGAGCCUGUAUUUAUUCUGAAGGAUUAUAAGGAUACAACAGUAAUCCAUAUUCGUGCAAUGAUGUAAUAAGGUAACUGCAGAAAAAAAUCUAAAAACUGUUUUCUUCAACCAUCUUUUGCCACUGUCUAAGCAAAGAUACUUAGAUUUCCCUCUUCACUGUUAUUUAAUUCACCUUUGCUAGGUGACACCAAUACACUGUUUGGCCUUC